AUGACUGCUGUGGCUCCUAUAGAAAUCCGUGUCUUCUCUGACUUAGUGAACAAGGCUAGAGUAGUGGAAGAGUAUGCCAAAACUGUGGCAGCAUCCAAGGACACUCAUGGAGGGAGCUCUAGUCAGGGGCGUGGCAAGUAUUUUCAUCCGAGAGGACAAAGCUUCAAGAGAGGAGGAUAUGCGCCUCAAGGGCAAGGAGGCUUUAGAAAGAACACCCAUAAUCAGAUUCAGCGUGGCAAAGGGAGAGAAAAUCAGAGUAAGAGUUCUUCGGAUUUAGCUUGUGAUCGUUGUGGAUGGUUUCAUCCAUAUGACUCUUACAAGAUUGGUAUAGGUGGGUGCUUCAACUGUGGCUUAUCUGGUCAUUUUGUGAGGGAUUACACACGUGGGAAAAACCCAAGUGCGGGUCAAGGACAGCACCAGGGGCGAGUUUUUGCUGUGAAUCCCAAGGAUGCUUCCAAGGCGGAUCCGUUAAUAAGAGGCUUUAAAGUGUUAGAGUUAGCAUUUGAUCUGCAUGUACAUACUCUGCAUCAGACAGUUAUGACUAGGUCAGGGUGUAGGCAAGUAGGUUUUAAGCUUGAGGGUAAAGAUUUUGUGCAUGACUUAAUCUGUUUGCCAAUGGUUGGAUUGAAGAUGAUUUUGGGGUUUGAUUGGUUGUCGAAGAAUCGAGUUUUGUUAGAUUGCUUUGAACGGACAAUUCGGUUUAUGCCGGAAGGAGAAAAUGGAGCAGUGGUAGCUAUGGGGUAUUACCUGAACUUUGUAAUGGUGCAUUGUAGUGGGGAGGAGUGUCAGGGCUAUAUUCUGUUGGCUGCUAAUGCGUUGGGUGAUGCCCAGAACUUGGAUCAGAUACCGGUGGUUAGAGAUUUUCCUGAGGUAUUCCCGGAUGAUAUCCCUGAGUUCUCACCUCAAAGGAAAAUUGAAUUUGCGAUUGAAUUGGUGCCGGGAGCCGGACCAGUGUCGAUUGCGCCGUAUAGAAUGGCUCCGAUAGAGCUGACGGUGAAAGAGCAUGAUGAGCACUUGAGGAUUGUGCUGCAAAUCCUAAAGGAGCGAAAGUUGUACGCUAAGUUGUCGAAGUGUGAGUUUUGGAAGGAGAAAGUGAAGUUCUUAGGUCAUGUGUCAGGAGCUUUUUGGGUUAUAUUACCGGAGACUUAUCGAAGGAUUCUCCCAGAUUGUGCUACCGAUGACGAAAUUAACGAGGAAAAAGGUGCCAUUUGUGUCGACGUCGGAGUGUGA
This is a messenger RNA of Arachis ipaensis, 1230 nucleotides long. The record is from RefSeq and is a predicted model, not a curated record. Lineage: Eukaryota; Viridiplantae; Streptophyta; Magnoliopsida; Fabales; Fabaceae.